AUUGAAUCAAUUAUAAAAGUCACAUACAUGCUGUUUACCAGCUCAUGACUUAAAAUAUCAAAACAAAAAACCAACCACCAGGCUCCUCCAAUCUCAUCUCUACUCUCUGCCCAUCUCUAACUUCCAUUGCCCCACUCACGAUAAAAUCAGAAGCCCAGGUAGACCACUCUGCUCCAUCUCUACGACAAUGGCCUUUUCACUCUGCUCUACAAAGACCCUCCUCUUUCUCUUCCUCAUCUCAGCCAUUCCUAUUGCCUUUAUUAUCUCCAUGGAGCUCGCCAAGCCGCCAACCCACGUGUACCACUACCACAGCUCAGGGUUCUUCCGCGAGUGCGCCAAGUGGGAUGAUCUAAACAGUCGAUUCCUCGUCUCCUUCAUGGAAGGUGGCAUCGGCGAGAUCGCCCUCCCCGAAGAUCAUGGAUCGUCAAUGGAAGAGGCUGUUUUAAAGGAAGUCACGGUGGUUAAAGACCCUGACUUGACCGGGAACUCUUCUCUUGGUAUCGUGGUUGACCGGCCGAGGAAUCGCCUUCUGGUGGCGAUUAGUGAUGUGUUAGGGAACAAUUACAACGCCCUUGCUGCUUAUGAUUUGUCCACGUGGGAUCGUUUGUUUCUUACCAGACUUGGUGGCUCAGGCACGUUAUUAUCCUUAUUCUUUUGCUCUUCUGGUUCCUUUCCUUUUGUUUUUUUGGCUAACCACUGUUCCUGUCCGAGUUGAAUUCGAUACAAUUUUUUAUUAAUGCCAUAGACGACACGCAGUCCAUUUUCUCGAGGGAUGUUAGGGCAAUUUCGUAAUUAAAUAGAAAAUAUAAUAAGGUUGCUACUUUCA
Molecule: messenger RNA, 826 nt
Organism: Populus euphratica (Euphrates poplar)
Lineage: Eukaryota; Viridiplantae; Streptophyta; Magnoliopsida; Malpighiales; Salicaceae
Exons: 1
Coding region: 188-715 (175 amino acids)
Cellular component (GO): endoplasmic reticulum
Source: RefSeq, a predicted model, not a curated record